Oppiella nova is the source of this 402-nucleotide messenger RNA. The record is from the annotation of a GenBank genome assembly. Lineage: Eukaryota; Metazoa; Arthropoda; Arachnida; Sarcoptiformes; Oppiidae.
AAUAGACGUCUUAAUAGAUUAUGAUAUGAAUUGGUUUAUCGGAGACGAGACGUCCAUUGAAUGGAAAAACUCAUUGAUUCUCGAAAAGCAAAGUCUAUUCUCGAUUGGAAGGGAUGGCAUUAAAGAAUGUUUUACGAGUCACUUAUUGACUCUACAAGAAAUAGCAGUGCAUUUGUGUGGUCUGAACCGGGCAGUGAUCGAGGCCAUCUGGUCGUCCCUUUCACUUGAGCUACUAUAUUUGACCAAUGAUGACGACGAGAGGUUCUCCAUUCAGGCCAAUCCAGUCAUCCUCCGCAAUCUGACCGUCCAGGCGGCCAACGCCCCCAUCGGGUAUCCCGUGUUUGUCUCCCAACCCAUUCUUAUCAAUCACUUGACUUCAUAGUUAUCGUCGACAAUCAAAAC